Molecule: messenger RNA, 1556 nt
Organism: Mustela lutreola (European mink)
Lineage: Eukaryota; Metazoa; Chordata; Mammalia; Carnivora; Mustelidae
Gene: DUSP14
Product: dual specificity phosphatase 14
Exons: 3
Coding region: 330-926 (198 amino acids)
Biological process (GO): protein dephosphorylation
Cellular component (GO): cytoplasm
Molecular function (GO): MAP kinase tyrosine/serine/threonine phosphatase activity
Source: RefSeq, a predicted model, not a curated record
CGGGAGAGGGCGGCGGGGCGCAGGGAGCGUGCGCGCGGCCCGCCCCGGGCGCGGGCGGGGGGAGAAGGAGGGGCACGCGCGGCGGGCAGCCCGCAGAAGCCGGGAGCCGCGCAGGAGGACGGAGUGCCAGUCGCCGCGGGGCCGAGCCGAUCUGAUUUGUAGCCACUGUGAUCAGCACUUCCAAUUAGGACUUUCCAGAUCCUGACCCAGGACUGCGGAGUAACCAGAUUCCUCACAAGAAGGAGAAGGUGAUUCGGAUUCCUUGGUGGAGGAAAACUCAACCCUCUGGUCUUGCUUCCAACGAUGCAAGUGUGAUCGCUAGCAUCUUCAUGAGCUCCAGAGGUCACAGCACACUUCCACGGACUCUAAUGGCCCCUCGGAUGAUUUCUGAGGGUGAUGUAGGAGGCAUCGCUCAAAUUACCUCCUCUCUCUUCCUGGGCAGAGGCAGUGUGGCCUCCAACCGGCACCUCCUUCAGGCUCGUGGCAUCACCUGCAUCGUUAAUGCUACCAUCGAGAUCCCCAACUUCAACUGGCCCCAGUUUGAGUAUGUUAAAGUGCCUCUGGCUGACAUGCCUCAUGCCCCCAUUGGACUGUACUUUGACACGGUGGCCGACAAGAUCCACAGCGUGAGCAGGAAGCACGGGGCCACGCUGGUGCACUGUGCCGCAGGGGUGAGCCGCUCGGCCACUCUCUGCAUCGCUUACCUGAUGAAAUGCCACAGUGUGUGCCUGCUGGAGGCCUACAACUGGGUGAAGGCCCGCAGGCCUGUCAUCAGGCCCAACGUAGGUUUCUGGAGGCAGCUGAUAGACUACGAGCGCCAGCUCUUUGGGAAGUCGACAGUUAAAAUGGUACAGACGCCUUAUGGCAUAGUUCCAGACGUUUAUGAGAAAGAGUCCCGACACCUGAUGCCUUACUGGGGGCUAUAAUGCCACCAAGGCCUGCAUCAGCAGCCCCUUGAGCAGUACCAGCAUCUGCUGCACACCGUCUGUUCCCCUUUUCACCUUCUUUUCAAAUGGUUGACUUUUGGUUCUCCCUGAAGUGUUUUUUACACUGGGUGUUUAUUUUAAAAGAUAGGGCGGGAGGGGAAGAACACAAGGGGAAUGCAUACAUUGCUAGUAACAUUUUUAAAACCAACAUUUUGGAAUAGCGUUUAUGAAAAUCUUUAACUGGCUUUUAAUCAUUUUUAACAAUUUGAACAGUUGAAUAAACUGUUUGGUUCUGCUGUAUUCUGAAUCCCAUGCCUUUAGGCAUCAUGGCAGGUCCAGGAGGAGCUCAGUGCAAAAAUCACUUUGGGUCCUGAUUAACCCUCUAGAAACCAGCUUUGCCCAAGGCUGCCGACCAGACAAAUGCUUAGGGAGGAUUGAUACCAGCUUCAGUCUCUACUGGAUUAGCCCUACUCUUUCCUUUCCUAUUAUUUAGUGACUCUGUAAGUUAAAAAGCUAAACCUUUAUUAUCUAGUUGUUAAUUAUAAUGAAAUCUGCUGCAAACACCCUCUCGGAAUCAUUGUGCCCCAGGACUAUAUUAGCAUUAUUUUUAAUAAAUAUAUCUGCAUAACA